Messenger RNA from Sphaerulina musiva SO2202, 2412 nucleotides. RefSeq lists its product as uncharacterized. The record is from RefSeq and is a predicted model, not a curated record. Gene Ontology annotation, biological process: DNA-templated transcription; regulation of DNA-templated transcription. The transcript is spliced from 2 exons. Gene Ontology annotation, molecular function: DNA binding; DNA-binding transcription factor activity, RNA polymerase II-specific; zinc ion binding. Bases 164 to 2008 code for a protein of 614 amino acids. Lineage: Eukaryota; Fungi; Ascomycota; Dothideomycetes; Mycosphaerellales; Mycosphaerellaceae.
CUUCUUUCAUCGGACGACAUCCUCCGCCUGCUCCUCCUCCUCCUCCUCUGCCGCUACCGAGUGAAGAUCGGGGACUAAUGAACGAUACGCUCUGCGCGUGCUGCUGAAGACCGAGCUACCCCGACGACAUAUUCUCUCGUUCGCAUAUGUCUUGUGGCUUCUGAUGCUGAUCGCUGCCUUGAACGGCCCUGUAGAGGUCACUGUCGCCUCGAGAGGUUUCAAGCACGCCGGGGACAUGUCCGAGCCAUCGGCAUUGGUCUCCGCGGCGCCUGCGACUGCGAAAAGAGCUUGUGAUGCAUGCCAUCGCAGGAAAGUGAAAUGCAUUGGUGAUGGCACGAGGCCGUGCAAGAACUGUACAUCAGCUGGCCUGACGUGCACGUAUAAUGCCAUUCCGCAGAAAAAGGGACCAAAAGGGUCGAGAGCAAAGGUCAUAUCGGAACUGCGGGAGACGCAGCGACAAUCACAACUCGCAGCCAAACGUCACGGCCUGGAAUUUGACAGCCCCCCACACUCUCCGACGCACCUGAGGAAAACGGGCUUAUUAUCGAUGAAAAUGAUCACGACAUGUGUCGACUACUAUUUCGCCAACAUGUAUCCCACGCAACCCAUCAUCCACCGCCAAAAGGUAGGCGAAACCAUCGGACAGAUGGAAACCAGCGGCGAAGCAUACUGCCUGGUCGUGUCAUUAUGUGCGUACAUGAUGAUACAGCCAAACAUGGUCCUACCUCCCGAGGCUUUCGAAGGACUUGACUUUGCACCGCAGCCGAGUCUGCAGCUAGGACAGGCGCUACUGCAAGAGGCCUUGCGCGUGCGAAGACGCCACAACUACAUCGAAAAUCCGACUGUGUGGUCCGUCAUCACGUCCUUCUUCUUCUUUGGCAGCUACUUUUGCCUGGAUCGACACAACACCGCGUGGUUCCACUUGCGAGAGGCUACUACGCUCGCUCAGAUCAUCGGAAUGCAUGAUGAGGCGACAUAUCAGGCAACGGAUAUUGUCGAAAGCUCACGGAGAAGGAGGCUGUACUGGCUGCUGUUUGUCACCGAGCGUGCCUAUGCGCUCCAGCAGCACAAGCCAUUGACAUUACACGCUACCAUUAAUCUGCCCACCCUGGACGAGGAUCCAGCGGAGACGGUAGAGCUCAAUGGCUUCAUUCAUUUGGUCAAUCUAUUCCGACCCUUUGACGACACUUUUGUGGGCCUCUGGAAUAAGGCCCGCGUGGGAUGUACUACAGAAUGGCUGGCACGACUACAGCAGCAGCUUUCGGAUGCCUUGCCCGCGUAUCUGCAGUGCACUGAAUCGCAAGCGGUGGAUUUGAGAUGCUCGCAGCAGUGGCUGCGUACUAUGGUAUGGCAGCUCUCCAUUAGCCACGGCUUCCUAUCCUCGGCGGCACCAGACAAUGCCAUGAGCUUCAAAUAUCCCAUUGAGAUAUCUCGAGAUCUGGUCCACUCCGCCACCCAAUUUACUCAGCAAUCUAUGGAGGUUCACGGCAUAGGUCUCAUUGAAAAGCUUUUUGAUGUUGCUUGUACACUGACCGAUGUGAUGUCUGUCAUUCCACAUGAGCAUUAUACCUUUGGCUUUGGGCCGCGAGAUUACCUCAAUCAGCUCAUGACUCUGAUCAGUACGUUGAGGGGUGGACAGCAACGGUAUAUGCCUCUUUUGAUGCAGAAAAUCAGCGAUUCGAUGCCCAAUGUUCCUGGGUACACCGUGCCGACCGCGAUGCCGCCUCGGCUGAGGAGUGAGGAGUUUUACGAUCACAGUCACUCGAGCGCGGGGAACAGCCAUGAUAGCUCGCCUUUUGGAAGCCCGCUUUCUGCUGGAGCUGCACAGCCAUUCGCAGGAAUUGGGCAUUAUCCCGCGGAAAUACAUCAGUACGGCGGCCUGCCUGUCAGCGGCGCACAGGCAAUACCGAGUCACGGAGGAAGUGGACUCUUCGAUGUCAGCGCGGUCUAUGGACCAGCCGCUGCGGGUGGCCAAGCACUGCAUGGAAAAGUCAUAGAUGAGAUAUGAGAUGAUCAGCAGCAGCAGCAAGUGUCGUAGUAAGACCAGCAAAAGGCAGAGCAGAGCGAUCUGCAUCGACUCUGAACAGCGUGGGGACCCCGGCCCAUGAGCUGGGAGGACUGGAACACAGUGCGAAGGAGAAUUUAGAAGACGGCAACGACUGAACGAAGUAAAUGAUGCCAGCGACGAGAGUAAUAUACUCCAGCCUAGCUGGGAAUUCCACAGGUAGUCGUCAGAAGCCUGUCUGGUUGGAAAACCCCAGCACACGAGUACGCGCAAGGGCCAUGCUAUGCUGUUGGAGCAUCAGCAAAACUCUACAAGGUAAAACCGCGAGCCUUAUAAUACCUAAGUAUGAAAAUACUGUCGGUGCUCUGCGAUGAGAUUGCACCAGAUGGUGCCAAAUCACCUUUUCC